Messenger RNA from Myiozetetes cayanensis, 521 nucleotides. RefSeq names its product protein brawnin. NCBI's taxonomy places the organism in Eukaryota, Metazoa, Chordata, Aves, Passeriformes, Tyrannidae. Gene Ontology annotation, biological process: mitochondrial respiratory chain complex III assembly. The record is from RefSeq and is a predicted model, not a curated record. Bases 50 to 253 code for a protein of 67 amino acids. Gene Ontology annotation, cellular component: mitochondrion. The transcript has 2 exons.
GGGAUGACGCACGUCCGGCGCGGUCGGUGCGUGCGGAGCUGGGCCGGCCAUGCCCGCCGGCGUGCCCUGGCCCACGUACCUGCGGGCGCUGGGCGCCAGCAUGCUGGCCAUGUUCGCGGGGGCAGAGGUCGUGCACAGGUACUACCGGCCGGACCUCAGCAUACCUGAAAUACCUCCUAAGCCUGGAGAGCUGAGAACAGAACUGUUGGGUCUAAAAGAAAGAUCAAGCAAAGGUCAGAGUUCACAACAGUGACCAGAAGUUACUUCCGCUGUGAAAACUAGGACUGAUAAAAUAUUUAUUCAACUGUUUAAGUUGCAGAAAUAUGUAUAUGAAAUACUGGACUGCUUUAAUGCUUUUUUGCUUUCCUUUAAGCAGAGUUUCAGGCAGCAUUUAAAAUAAAUGUACAGCGAGUACUGUUGUUAAAAGUCCAGUCAGUUGUGUGCCAAAAUAAUUGUGACUUCCUAAAUCUGGAUUGCAGUGUAACUGUCCUUCAGAAUAAAGGGUUAAACCAUGACAAAGA